Papilio machaon (common yellow swallowtail) is the source of this 1561-nucleotide messenger RNA. It is a transcript of the gene mts, whose product is annotated as serine/threonine-protein phosphatase 2A catalytic subunit beta isoform. Bases 190 to 1119 code for a protein of 309 amino acids. The transcript has 7 exons. Lineage: Eukaryota; Metazoa; Arthropoda; Insecta; Lepidoptera; Papilionidae. Gene Ontology annotation, cellular component: cytosol. The record is from RefSeq and is a predicted model, not a curated record. Gene Ontology annotation, biological process: mitotic cell cycle; peptidyl-serine dephosphorylation. Gene Ontology annotation, molecular function: protein serine/threonine phosphatase activity.
GGGACGUCGUUCUUUUGAAUCAAAUUGACGUCACGCAAGUGGUACCUACGCCAUUUUGUGUCUGCUCAAGUCAGUAUUUCUGGGCGCAGUGAAAAUUACAAAAUUCGCAUGGUUUUGUGUACGUUAAAAAGUUAAAACCAUUACCAAUCUAAGUUAACGUCUCGUACGUUAAUUUCACAGACUGAAAGUAUGGAGGACAAGGCGUCAUUAAAAGAAUUAGAUCAAUGGAUUGAACAACUAAAUGAAUGCAAGCAAUUGACAGAAAAUCAAGUGAAAACCCUAUGCGAUAAGGCGAAAGAGAUCUUAACGAAGGAGUCAAAUGUGCAAGAAGUAAAAUGCCCAGUGACUGUAUGCGGCGACGUGCACGGCCAGUUCCACGAUCUGAUGGAGCUGUUCCGCAUCGGCGGCCGCUCGCCAGACACCAACUACCUGUUCAUGGGUGAUUAUGUGGAUCGCGGCUACUACAGCGUCGAGACCGUCACAUUGCUCGUCGCCCUCAAGGUCAGAUAUCGUGAGAGAAUAACAAUUUUGCGCGGCAACCACGAAUCGCGUCAGAUCACUCAAGUAUACGGCUUCUAUGACGAGUGCCUGCGCAAAUACGGCAACGCGUCCGUAUGGAAACAUUUCACCGACUUGUUCGACUUCCUGCCGCUGACGGCGCUGGUGGACGGCCAGAUCUUCUGUCUGCACGGCGGUCUCAGCCCCUCCAUCGACACCCUUGACCACAUCCGAGCGCUCGACCGCGUCCAGGAGGUGCCCCACGAGGGACCCAUGUGCGACCUUCUCUGGAGCGAUCCCGAUGAUAGAGGCGGAUGGGGCAUAUCUCCGCGUGGCGCUGGCUACACUUUCGGGCAGGACAUCUCGGAGACGUUCAAUCACAGCAACGGACUGACGCUGGUGUCUCGCGCUCACCAGCUCGUCAUGGAGGGCUACAACUGGUGCCACGACAGGAACGUCGUCACCAUAUUCUCAGCGCCCAAUUACUGCUACAGAUGUGGUAACCAAGCGGCCAUUAUGGAAUUGGAUGAUGCGCUUAAGUAUUCAUUCCUGCAGUUCGACCCGGCUCCGCGGCGUGGUGAGCCGCAUGUGACGCGGCGGACGCCCGAUUACUUCAUGUAGGCAGCGCGCUCAUACACCGCACACACACACAGUCGGUGGCGCAAUCAUAGGCGAGCGUGAGAGGCGGGGCUCGAGUACGGGCGGGGCGCUCCGCCGUCCGCUUGCUGCUCCGCCUCCGCCUCCGCCCCGCUUGUACCGUGGCCCCGCCCUCGCCUGAUCAAGCUCCGCCCUUUCCGAACCCCGCCCCACAUAGCACUUUUUUAUUCUAAUGAUAAUGUAGUUUAACGUAUUUCAUGAAUUAAAAAUUUAACUGGUCGCUCGCCUCGCUAGUUAAAUCAUUGAAGUUGCUUUAAUAAUGUCCUUCGCUGACAUGCAUUCCGUAUCCUUCAUUUUAAUUUUUUUAACUUCGAAAUACAGCUUGUGUCUGUUCUUGUCACUUUAAAGACGUAUGUCGAAUUAUUUGAAAGCAAUAAUUUUUAAUACCCAAUUUUUUUUCUUUUAA